GAAAAUUAUACCAUGUCUACAUCAAAAUAUCGGAAUCGUUGAAGAAAAACAGUAUAUAUGUAUCAAGCCUGCGGAUUGAAACGCAUAAAGCAAAUUGCCAACUGAUCACAACUUGAUAUUCUCUUUUUCACUAAUAAAUUUCAAGGAAGGAAAUUUUGUUCAACACUUCAAGUUGGUGAAUCUUAAAUCCAGCACACACACAGGAACCGGAGUACGAUAUCCAUAUCUUUCAGGCCACGUGGAGCGAGGAGAAAUUUUCCAAACUCAGCUGGGAAUUUCGACUGGCAUGGGCUUAAUCGUAACAUGGAAGCAUUCCUACCAAAGCUUCACCCCUAUGAGUUUGAUGCAUGGAAGCAUUUGCUUUCUAACAUUGCCAGGAACUGGAGUACAAUAUCCAUAUCUUUCAGGCCAUGUGGAAAGAGGAUAAAUUUUUCCAAACUCAGAUGGGAAUUUCAGCUGGCUUGGGCUUAAGAAUAUCAAGGUCAAUUUUCAAUGCUUUCACCUAUGUAACAAUAUUAGCAUGUUGUAUGAGUUUGAUGCAUGCAAGCAUUCCUACCAACGCAGCCACCUCCAGGCUGAGAGGGAAUGAGACAGAUCGACUUGCAUUGUUAGCUUUCAAGGCCAAAAUAAUCAGUGAUCCACUCCAAGUUACGAGUACGUGGAAUGGAUCAAUACACUUCUGUCAGUGGCAUGGUGUUACAUGUGGUCACCGUCACAAAAGGGUCACGAGGUUGGAGCUACAGUCUCGGAAUUUAUCUGGCACCAUAUCGCCACACAUUGGGAAUCUAAGCUUUCUAAGAGCAUUAGUUCUCGUGAAGAAUAGUUUUGAACAAGAAAUUCCCCUUGAACUUGGCCGUUUACGAAGAUUGCAAAUUUUAUCUCUUGGCAAUAACUCAAUAAGUGGUAACAUUCCUGCUAAUUUAUCUGCUUGCUCUAACCUCAAUGUCUUAGAUUUGGAAUACAACAAUCUGGUAGGGCCAAUUCCUGUGGAGCUGGAAACCUUGUCAAAGCUCCGGAUAAUGAGUAUUAGGCACAAUCACCUAACAGGAAAUUUAUCACCUCAUUCAUUCAUGAACUUGUCAUCUCUUGAGAACCUUUCUGCAUAUGGAAAUAAUAUUGGCGGGGGUGUACCUGAUGCACUUGGCCAACUUAAAAACCUAAGAAGAAUUUCACUAGGUGACAAUAGGUUGUCUGGUACCAUCCCUCCUCCAAUCUUCAAUCUCUCUUUACUGGAAGUUUUCGAUGUGAUGAUAAAUAACCAAAUAAAAGGCAGCCUUCCCUCGGACAUAGGCAUCACUCUUCCUAAUAUUCGAUUCUUUGGCAUUGUCUCUAACCAAUUUACUGGAUCUAUUCCUAUCUCAAUAUCCAAUGCAUCGAAUCUUGAAGUGUUAUUACUCAGUUUAAAUAAUCUGUCUGGAAAGGUGCCUACAAUGGAGAGAUUGCUAAAGCUGAAUUUUUUAAAUUUGGCCAGCAAUAAUCUUGGAAGUGGGGGAAUUGAAGACUUCAACUUUUUGUCCUCUUUGACCAAUAUCACCAAUCUAAGGGUGAUGGUCUUGGACAAUAACAGUUUUGGUGGAAUGCUUCCCAAAUCCAUUGCCAACUUCUCAACCAAGUUUCAAUUCUUUAACUUAGCCAAUAAUCAAUUAUUUGGGAGCAUCCCGGAAGGGAUCGAGAAUCUAAUCAACUUGAAUUGGCUAAAUAUGUGGGGCAACAAGUUCACAGGUAACAUUCCCACCGAGAUUGGAAUGCUUCGAAACCUAAACGAAUUGAGCUUGGCUUAUAACAAAUUUUCCGGAUCCAUUCCCUCCUCUCUCGGAAAUUUAACUAUGUUAAACCUCUUGAAUUUAGCUAACAAUAAUCUCAAUGGCAGCAUUCCUUUAAGUCUUGGGAAAUGUCAUAAUUUAUUAUUACUUGACCUUGCUGAAAACAAUCUCAAUGGUACCAUACCCUCAGAAGUUCUGAGUCUAUCCUCCUUAUCAAUCUAUCUAGAUCUGUCUCAAAACCAUUUCACUGGUUCACUUCCCACAGAAGUUGGAAAUUUGAGAAAUUUAGGUGCACUGAAUGUUUCGGAGAACAUGCUGUCCAGUGAAAUUCCAAGCACUAUUGGUAGCUGUGUGAGAUUGGAGGGAUUAUAUAUGGCAGGUAACUUCUUCCAAGGAAGCAUUCCAUCAUUUUUGAGCUCUCUGAGAGGUCUUCAAGAUUUAGAUCUUUCUCGCAACAAUUUGUCUGGAAAAAUUCCAGAAUAUCUUGAGGGUUUCGAAUUAUUAAAAUUUUUGAAUCUAUCUUACAAUGAUCUCGAGGGUGUGGUACCAAAAAAUGGUGUCUUUGGAAAUGCAAAUGCAGUUUCAGUCGCUGCAAAUAGUAAGCUCUGUGGAGGUAUACCUGAAUUACAGCUGCCUAAAUGUAACUUCAAAGGAUCCAAAAAGAGGGUAUUAACUCUUACCUUGAAAUUAAUAAUCCUCGUAGCAUCGGGGCUUAUUGGAUUAACAUUACUCUUGUGUAUUCUAGUUCUUUACUGGCAUAAAAAGAAGAGAGAAAGACCUUCUUCAGAAAAUUCAGGAAGAUUUUUUUUGAAAGUAUCCUACCAAAGUCUACAUAAAGCUACCAAUGGUUUCAGCAUCUCCAAUUUGAUAGGGGUGGGUAGUUUUGGGUCUGUAUAUGAAGGACUUCUUGACGAUCAGGAAGGGAAAAAGGUUGCCGUGAAGGUACUCAAUCUUUUGCGGCCAGGAGCUUCCAGGAGUUUCAUCACCGAGUGUGAGGCGUUGAGGAGCAUCAGGCAUCGGAAUCUUGUCAAGGUAAUCACUGCAUGUUCAAGUGUUGAUCACCAAAAUAAUGACUUUAAGGCUCUGAUUUAUGAGUUCAUGGUCAAUGGGAGCCUAGAUGAUUGGUUGCAUCCAAUUCAAGGAGACCUUGAGGAGUAUGUGGAAGCAAAAAGUUUGUGCCUUGGUCAGAGAUUGAAUAUUGCCAUUGAUAUUGCUUGUGCAUUGGAUUAUCUCCACCAUCGUUGUCAAACUACGAUUAUCCAUUGUGAUAUGAAGCCAAGCAAUGUUCUUCUGGAUGAUGACAUGAUUGCUCAUGUAGGUGACUUUGGGAUAUCAAGAUUUCUUCUUGAUGCUAACAAUAAUGACAGUGGAAACCAAACCAGUUCUGUUGGAAUCAGAGGUUCCGUUGGUUAUACACCACCAGAGUAUGGUAUGGGAAGUGAGGUGUCAAUAUCCGGUGAUGUGUACAGCUAUGGCAUUCUCUUGCUCGAGAUGUUUAUAGGAAAAAGGCCUACUGAUGAGAUGUUUAUUGAUGGUCUGAAUCUUCAUAACUUUGCCAAGACAGCUUUGUCGAUGGACAGAGUAGUUAGCAUUGCAGAUUCGGUACUUCUCCAGCAAGGAGAAAAGGGUGACGCAAGUACGAGCACCAACAACACUCUCAAUCAAAGCCGUGUUAGCAGUUGCAAGAUUCUGGAGUGCUUGACUGCCGUAUUUAGUAUUGGAAUUGCAUGUUCAGAAGAGUCACCAACUGAACGAUUGGAUAUUACUGAUGUUGUAGCUAAGUUGCAUGCCAUUAGGGACAAUCUUCUUGGAACUGGUGGAGCGCAUGUCGGAAGACCUAAUUAACUGCAGGUUGAUCGUGAGUAGAUGCUUUGAGGUCUGUUGAGCUUGGAGAAGUUGGUUGAUUCAUCAAUUGUGCAGUGCAUGUCAAAUACUGCUUUUGCUGAUUGUUACACAUACUGUUCUGUAUUUUCUUUUUCUUUUUCUUUCAUCUCUGCUCUCCAGUGUGCAACUUUUCUCAUUUAAAUGUACUUCAAUAAAGAGUCAUGAAAAUAAUUUCAGCAUAAAUAAAAAUUUAUAUAAUGUAGUGCAUAAAUUU
Cornus florida is the source of this 3861-nucleotide messenger RNA. Its product is annotated as probable LRR receptor-like serine/threonine-protein kinase At3g47570. The transcript has 5 exons. Gene Ontology annotation, molecular function: protein kinase activity; ATP binding; protein binding. Lineage: Eukaryota; Viridiplantae; Streptophyta; Magnoliopsida; Cornales; Cornaceae. Bases 411 to 3608 code for a protein of 1065 amino acids. The record is from RefSeq and is a predicted model, not a curated record. Gene Ontology annotation, biological process: protein phosphorylation.